AGGCUUCUACUCGAAGCAGGAUUAUGUCUCGGAUUAUGAAUAGGAAUUUUUACUAAAUUUUUAGUUAUUUGGAUAUUUUUUUUAAAAGAUUUUUCCUAAUUUUUUCGAUUUUCAUGAUGAAUUUUUUGAAUUAAAACUUAAGAAAAAGUAGGAUUUUUUAGUCUUUUAAUUUAAAAGGCCUCUUGUUAAAUUAAAAGUUAAAGGGUUGCGACAGCUGGCUAGCAACAUAACCUCAAAAAUUACCAAAACAAAAACAAAGUGAAAAGUGAUGAAAAAUCGUGAAAAUCCUGCCUGAAACCAUCCAGGAUGAUUGGAUUUAGAUGUGUCCGGCUGAAUAUUCGUUCAGUCCUGUUCAUCAUGCUGUCAUUCUUCCUGAACACCAUCAAAUUCUCCCAGACUGCUAUCAAUGAGAUGGACAUGCCAGUGAAGUCAGAGAGUCACAAGACGGUCAAUACAUCAGCUUUCAGGCCAAUUACUUCAGAUGACGUAUCUGCCUGCCCAACGAAUCUAGAGUGCAGUAAGUUGGCUUUUCCUUGCAUCUCGUGCUCGUACAAUCUCUCCUGCCACUAUGGGAAGCCGAUGAAUGUGACUUGCGAAGCUCGACAGAAUGUCCAGUGUCGGGAGAAUAGGGAGUUCGUGAGGACAGCCAUCUGUCGCUACUGCUAUCAGACUGAGCCCUGGGAGCACACUUGUGUCCGCAAAGCUCCCUGCCACACAUCCUACCGCACCAAUUGCACAGUAUUCCCGGAUGUCUUGUGCCUGGGGCACAGGACAUUCUUCAAGAACCUCAACUGCAACUGGACUCAGGGCUUCAAGUGGUCCACAGCACUCAUCAUCAGCAUCACGCUGGGUGGCUUUGGCGUGGACAGAUUCUACCUGGGGCACUGGCAGGAGGGAAUUGGGAAGCUAUUCAGUUUUGGGGGAUUGGGCAUUUGGACGCUAAUUGAUGUGAUACUCAUUUCUCUCCACUACCUUGGACCCGCCGAUGGAUCUCUCUACAUCUAAGGGAUGUAUUUCUUGAGGAAAUGUUACUGAAUUUACUGAAUAAAUAGGAAUUUGAAGGGAAAA
Messenger RNA from Phlebotomus papatasi, 1068 nucleotides. It is a transcript of the gene amx, whose product is annotated as TM2 domain-containing protein almondex. NCBI's taxonomy places the organism in Eukaryota, Metazoa, Arthropoda, Insecta, Diptera, Psychodidae. The record is from RefSeq and is a predicted model, not a curated record. Bases 307 to 1005 code for a protein of 232 amino acids. The transcript has 3 exons.